Prunus avium (sweet cherry) is the source of this 2333-nucleotide messenger RNA. RefSeq names its product DYNAMIN-like 1D (gene DL1D). Lineage: Eukaryota; Viridiplantae; Streptophyta; Magnoliopsida; Rosales; Rosaceae. Gene Ontology annotation, cellular component: microtubule; cytoplasm; membrane. The record is from RefSeq and is a predicted model, not a curated record. Gene Ontology annotation, molecular function: GTP binding; GTPase activity; microtubule binding.
CCUCGUGACUCUGACGCUUGUCCAAAAACUGUUACAGAGAAAGAGAAAAAGGAGAGAAGAAGAAGAAAGGAGAGCACUAAUAUUUGACCAUUCGAGAUUUCAUAGGGAUUUUUAUUUUGCGUCUUUCCGACUUCCAAGUCAAGCUUCUCUGCUGCCGCUGCUUUGUUCGUUUGUUGUUUACUUUUCUUAAUUGUUAAGGAGGAAGAGAGAUUAGGGUUUUGGAUCGGAGAGAGAGAGAGAGCUGAGAUGACGACGAUGGAGAGCUUGAUCGGGUUGGUGAAUAGGAUACAGAGGGCGUGUACUGUGCUGGGUGACUAUGGAGGCAGUGAUAGUUCUUUCUCUUUGUGGGAAGCUCUGCCCUCUGUUGCCGUCGUCGGUGGCCAGAGUUCGGGGAAGUCUUCGGUUUUGGAGAGCAUUGUUGGGCGUGACUUUCUCCCCAGAGGAUCAGGGAUUGUGACAAGGCGGCCUUUGGUGUUGCAGCUCCACAAGACAGAUGAAGGAACCCAGGAGUAUGCCGAGUUCCUUCACCUCCCCAAGAGAAGAUUCACCGAUUUUGCCAUGGUUCGAAAGGAAAUUCAGGAUGAAACUGAUAGAAUAACAGGAAAGUCAAAACAGAUAUCUCCUGUUCCCAUACAUCUCAGCAUCUACUCCCCGAAUGUUGUCAACUUAACCCUAAUUGAUUUACCCGGUUUGACGAAAGUUGCUGUUGAGGGCCAGCCUGAAAGUAUUGUUGAAGAUAUUGAAAAUAUGGUUCGAUCUUAUGUUGAGAAGCCUAAUAGCAUCAUACUAGCAAUAUCUCCAGCCAACCAAGAUAUAGCCACAUCUGAUGCUAUCAAACUUGCUAGGGAAGUGGAUCCAACAGGUGAACGAACAUUUGGGGUGUUGACAAAGCUUGAUUUGAUGGACAAAGGAACUAACGCGUUGGAUGUUAUUGAAGGAAGAUCUUAUCGCCUGCAACGUCCUUGGGUUGGAGUUGUCAACCGUUCACAAGCAGAUAUUAAUAAAAACACAGACAUGGUUCUCGCGAGGCGAAAAGAGCGUGAAUACUUUGCAACCAGUGCCGACUAUGGGCACUUAGCUAGUAGAAUGGGUUCUGAGUAUCUUGCAAAACUUCUCUCGAAGCACUUGGAGUCUGUGAUUAGGGCUCGAAUUCCGAGUAUCACAUCUAUGAUUAACAAAAGCAUUGAUGAACUUGAAUCGGAGAUGGACCAUCUCGGUAGGCCUAUUGCCGUUGAUGCUGGGGCUCAAUUAUACACUAUCCUGGAACUUUGCCGUGCAUUUGACCGGAUUUUCAAGGAGCAUUUAGAUGGAGGGCGGCCCGGGGGUGAUCGGAUUUAUGGUGUCUUUGACAACCAGCUGCCUGCUGCGUUGAGGAAGCUUCCAUUUGAUCGACAUCUUUCCUUACAGAAUGUAAGGAAAGUGGUUUCAGAGGCUGAUGGUUAUCAGCCUCACUUGAUUGCUCCAGAGCAAGGUUACCGCCGCCUAAUUGAGGGAUCACUGAAUUAUUUUAGAGGGCCAGCUGAAGCUUCUGUGGAUGCUGUCCACUUCGUCUUGAAAGAACUUGUAAGGAAGUCAUUAGCAGAAACUCAGGAAUUGAAGCGCUUUCCGACUCUGCAAGCUGAAAUAGCUGCUGCUUGUAAUGAAGCCUUGGAAAGGUUCCGUGAUGAUAGUAAGAAGACAACUCUUCGAUUAGUGGACAUGGAAUCUUCAUAUUUGACUGUGGAUUUCUUUCGGAGACUUCCCCAGGAAGUGGAGAAGCCAGGAAACCCAGGUACCACGACUUCUCCUGCUGUGGACCGAUAUGCAGAGGGCCACUUUCGGAGGAUAGGAUCGAACGUAUCCUCUUAUGUGGGAAUGGUGUCUGAGACACUGAGGAACACAAUCCCCAAGGCUGUCGUUCAUUGUCAAGUCAGAGAGGCCAAAAUGUCGUUGCUGAAUCACUUCUAUAUACAAAUAGGAAAGAGAGAGGCUAAGCAGCUUUCCCAGCUGCUUGACGAAGACCCAUCGUUGAUGGAGAAGAGGCAACAGUGUGCUCAAAGGCUUGAAUUAUACAAGUCAGCUAGGGAUGAGAUUGAUUCCGUAUCAUGGGCUCGCUGAGAAGAAUUAACAAUCAGAGAUAUCAGAGUUACUGCUACCGAUAUGUAAACACGACCGAAUUUAUUGAAUUGUUGUUCAAUAGAGAUCUUGCCCUUUUUUCUUCUUCAUACUAUUAUUCUAUGUAAUUGUUGACCCAACUUCUCGUGCUUUGGGAUGGGAUGUUGAACUGUUAUAUUCUUUUUUUUUUUUUUUUUGGGUCAGAUCGAUUGCUGUAUUUGUUUUGAUUACUAUUGUGA